AUGAACGACACUUUGGACGAUGCAGUUGCCCGUGCCCAGGCUCGAGAGGCGAAAGAGUCGCUUCGGGCGAACCAAGAUGUACAAUCAUACCACCUGGGUGGCCCACCGGAGCCCUGGGAAACUGCUCUUGGGGACACAGGGGAACGAGUGGGCCGACAAGGACGGAUGGUUAUGGAAUAUGCGGCCAAAAUGAAUGCCAUGGGUAUCAACGAGAAGAGCCUCGCGGGACAGAACAAUCCCAUGGCGGAUCACGUCGCCACCAUCGGCCAGGACAAGAUGCGCCUCCUUUCCAGUAAUCCCGUAGUCCACGCUCCUACCAUGGGAGAUCUUGGAGGUGCAGGGGGUGCUCCGACUUCAGAUGCGGUUGCUGAAGCAGAAGAGGAUGCUGUAUCGGUCUCAAGUGGUUGGUCCGAGGAUAGUGACGAAAGCACAACCGCUGCCAGCCAAGCACAAAGAUAUUCGACUGCAGUCGCAGCUGCCAGCCGACGGGACUCAGGAGAAAAUGAAGACGAAUCUUGCGACGGGCUCGAUCUCAUCGACGACCCUGAUAUCAGGAACGCGGUGGAGGAUUUCGAUUCAAGAAACUGGACAAUGGAUCAACUAGAGGUCAGCUGUCAGACGCUGUUGGAAGAAUGCUACACGUCCGAAGAUCGACGACGGCGACUGCUCUCGGCGGGGAUGCUGCGUAAGCUGGUGGAGAUCUACCCUUCUGCCCUCAGGUGGUUCCAACGAAACUUGGAGGCUGUCGUCAACGACGGAUUGCCCGGAAUGGUCAAGGGCGUCCUUAAUGCACGCGUUUUCAAAUUGGACAUCCUGUUGGGUAUUCUUGCCCCGGCAAUGGCGGAGUCGAUGACCCAGCUGAACGUUGUUGCACGCGUCCUUCGCCUCAUGAUAUACAGGAUGGAUACGGCUGCACGCGUGAUCGUGUUUCGGUACACCUUCCCCAGAUGGAUAGAACAGUAUCGGGAGCUCCCGGGCGCCAUUGCCACGCACAAACGUAUGACUCUCCUCAUGCAGGGCGCGGAGCUUCGUACGCGAUGGCGACGAAUCAACGCUGACGAGAAGCACGGAUCUCUCCCCCCAAGUUUACUCCAUGCGUACCUAUGCAUCAUUAUGGCCCUCAUCGACAACGACACGUGCCCGAGAUUCUGCCGCAUGAACAGAGUUAAGGUCGUCGGAGCCGGCGGUCUCCUGGCUCUGAGUGUCCAUUUCAAAGCCGGGGACAGGUCUCAGCGGCUCGCUUGUCGCAUUCUCCGAGAGCUGGCCCGCGAGCCGUUGCUGAUAUACGAGCUUCUCAAAGCCGGCGUCGCAGAAUAUCUCUCUCGCUUGCUGCCUAAGCUGCGGGAGGCUUCCAUUGACAGGUUGUUGGAGGCACUCGACGCUGUCGACUCUAUGGCUUUUAGCGCCAUGAGGUUCUGCAAGCUGAGAUCUGCAAAUCCCAGUCGAGGGCAAGGAAACUCGGCCCUUAUUGCUGCACUGAUAGCGGACGGUAGCAGCAUAGGGGGGCUAGAGUCGGAGAUCAGGCUACCAGAUGGCGACAAGGUGGAGGAUAGCGUAAGAGAGCAGCUGGGACUCCCGAAUCUUGUGGCUAUUCUGACCGGUCUGCUAGGGGAGACAGACGCCCAACUGUACCUUGCCGGAGUAGUUAUACUGGGCAAGGUAUCGAUGACUGCGCGAACCUGUUCCAUUCUGCCGUUUCAUGCUUUGGUUACUAGUAAAGCCUCGACAUCUGAUGCUUCAUGGGCCUACGAGUGUAGGACGGUUGUAAGUCGUGAACCCAACGUUUGGUGCUACUCUCGCUGGGUUGUCCAGCUGGCAACCACCGUAUGCUACCACAGUGUGCUGCAAGAGAUGUUAGCAUACGCUGGAAGGGCGCUUGAGCUUCUGGUUCAGGGCGUGCAGAGCCAAGAGGAGAUAGUUCCAGACAUGUCCCUGGCGCUUUUCUUGCAGCUCUGCUCUCGCCAAGAAGGUCGAGAUGGUAUCGAGGCAACGGACGGAAUGACGAUGCUACGGCCCCUCAUAUCCGGCGCCCAGGCUCAAGACAGCCCGGUAUUCUUGCGCGGGCUCGCUUGCGCCGUAGCCAUCGCCCGGCAGGGGGCCCCGGGGUCCGCGCCCGGCUCCACCGGCGAAGGCGCGACGCCAUCGGCCACCGCGCCCCCGGGAUUGUCGCUUCCAAAAGCCGGUGGUGUUGGUCGCUCGGGCCCCCCAAAGCCGCACCCUCUCGACUUUGAGGGCAAGCUGUACGACGACCUCGUGGGCAUCCUUGACGCGCCCCCGCCAGCGCCUCUGAACGCUGUCCGCGGGCUGGUGCGCAUGGGUUCGCUGGAGGCGGUGAUGCGGUUUCUCGUGCGAGAAGACGACGGAGAAGAAUACGGCACUGAUGAUGACGAGAGCGUCAUACUGUCGGGCGGGGGCGGGGCAGGUAGAACCAGGAGGAAGCCCGGCGGCCGCUCGAGUGGCCCCCACUUCUUCAGGCUGACGCAGCGACACGCUUGCCUCGGGGCGGUGGCCUUGCACGGCCUCGCGGUGCUCGCCGGUCCGCACCCGGCCAUCAUAACAGGCCCUACGCUGCGCUAUCUCUGUUACUCGAUCCAGAUUGCCUACAUUGACCUCACCGUGGGGACGCUAGCCCCCGGGGUGGACUACCCCCUGAUGUUCCGAAGCAUCCAGCUCGCUUGCCGUGCCUUGGCAUUUCUGGCGACGAGUGGUGCGACGGGAGCCCCUCUCUUAGGAGAUGGGGAACCGGAGAAUCGUACGGUGGACUUCGGUCGUGGACAGGCGGAGGAUGCCCAAGACAGCAAUAGUGUUAUCGUGGACCAUGGGCUUCUACGGCGCGUGGCGGACAGCCUGCUUUCGACGACAGCCAUCAACGAGGUCGCUUGCUUAGCGCAGAUGCCGUCGCGGGUGGCUUGGGCUGGAGAUGAGGGACACAUGUAUCGACACCUGGAGCGCACCGUGAGCUCUGCGGCGAUUCUUGUCGCGGGCGUUUGCCCUGUGCCUGCCGGGGAGCGAGAUCCGUUCACAAGGUUUGACGAGCCAGAAGACGAGUCUUUGAGUCUUCAGCUCUGUCAGCCUCUCAUGGAGCGUUUGGUCGCUACCGUGGGAGGGUCGCUGUGCUCGACGCUGAUGGUGGCCGAAAGUCUGGAGAUCAUCGCCUUUGCCUGCCGCGCGCUGGCCAAGCUUUCGGACGCCAACACGACGGUACAGAUGCUCCUCGACACCCAUGACGUCAUGAAAGCAGUAAUUCGCCUCGGCCCGAGGGCCCCAGCCGUCCUGCCGGUGGCUGCCCAUUCCGAGCGAGAGCAGGUCCGGCGAGGCGGAAGCCUUUCGCCGAGUAGGUCGGCUCGUUCGAAUCACGGGGAAGGGAGGCUGCUACCAGCAAGCCCAGAACCUUUGAAAUCUACGACAAACCCUGGUGGUGAACAGGCACAGACAACGGCGACAGAAACAAGAGAAUCUAGCGUGGCCAGCGAACGAGGAGAAAACGCACCCCGACGAAGGGGAGAUUGUGUGGGGCGGAAGGGCUUCGGGGGUUGCAGCGAUGGGCGCUCUGCUCCCCAGCCCCCAUGCAGCGGGUACGAUGUUCGCGAAGGAGAGAUGGCAGAUGCGUCAACACGGAAGCUUUGCUCUCUUCCUUUCGACUACUUCCGUCUAGUUGCGAACAUCGCGCGGGUGCCGUCGGGUCGCGCGGUCGUCCAGAGCAGUGGCACUCUCAAGCGCUGCCUCGAGAGGCUGGCUCUCGACGUAUCGGGCUGUCCGGCGGCUAGACUCGCAACGCUGCGCUGCCGAAGCGAAAUUUGCGUCCUCAUCGGUCGCAUGGCUGGCACGUGCGACCGUAAAACUGGCGCCGCGAACGAAUUCAUACUACACCCUCGGUACCAAACUCUGACGGUGCUGCUCGGGAUGCUGGCCACCCCUGCUGAGCACGGUAGGCUGUUCGGAGCGACGAGGAUGCACAUCGAGUUGGCAAGACAUAACGCAGCGUAUGCUCUCGGCGCGAUCUGCACGGACACAAUCAGAUCGGUUCCCAUGGUAGCAGAUGCGGGAGGUAUACAUCUUGCGUGCAGUGUUGCCACCGACGUUAACUCGCCGAUGCCGCUGCUCAAGCAGAAAUCAACCUGCUCCUCCCUCCGUGUCGAAUUGGGCACGAUCUCCACAAACCGUCCAUACUUCAAACAAAUUCCAAAGGUCUUGAGAAUACUCCACGGUGCUGGGUCAUUCCCGGACGGAGUCUACGCCUCUCUAAUUGCGGACCCGCCGGUGCUUCGUUCGUUGAAUCGAAUCGCGAACAACGCUUACCCGGGCUUCCGACCGGAAACGACUAGCGGCCGGGAUUCUCGCCCAACCUCAUCGGCCUCGUCAAGAAAAAGAGCACAAACUCCGCCGGUGAUGAAACCAAGAGGGGACGGUGCAGGUGGAAAGGUAGAUGCCCGGGAACGCAUGCCAGUUAAUUCAAUGCCAAGCCUCCUCAAGCCGCGCAGCGCCGAGUCUCGACUGAUCUCAGAUUUAGCGACAGAGGUUGCCUACCUUGUUGGGGCCCGCGUCAAUAAGUGCGGCUCACCCAGGAUCCCCGCAUCUCCACCCGGACCGGGAGAAAAGGCAAUACUAGGUAGGCACCAAAAAGCACGGUUCUUGGCCUCCGAAGACACCGCCGAAGCCACAGAAGCACGGCUCGAACCGGGUCAAAAACGCGCACAGGCCGAAGGCAAUCAUCCUCCUCUCACGGAUUCCGCCGCGGCCGUGGAAUCCAGAGGUGGGCAUGCACGCAUCGGGAAGACAUCACAUAGUUUGUCAACGUCGACCACUGCUGCAGAGAAGGCGGUUUCAGGGAGACCCGGAACGUACUCGGGGUGUGGGGUGACCAGCUGUAAAGGGUUAGGAUUCACCGGGGAGCACGGCGACGUAUCUGGAAACACACCGCACGCCGCCUUUAAAGUUCGAAACGACGACCGCGGGAAGCGUGGUGGCGAAAGCGAAGCUUGCGGUACCGCCAAGAAACAAACACCAGCUGUACACCUUGGCAGCGACAACGCUGGCGCGCAAGUACACGACAGUCGCGGUUCGAUUGCUGAAGCGCAGCCUGGGGGGGAGUCGAUUGCUGCGGCGGAGUCGAUUGCUGAGUCGCCCGGUGUUGUCACGGCGACACCGCUGGCUUUGCUGAGCGCGAGGGAAGCAAACUUCCGGCACGAGCUCAUCCACAGAAAAGAACACUACAGUCUGGGUGGAACGAGGAAGAAAGGAGUCGGGCAAGGCAAGGAGGAGGGGGGGGGAUCACUACAGGCCCUAGCAACCAUCGAGAGGCCCGGCGGGAUGCCUGAGGCCGCGAAGAGAGGGCGCUCGAUCGAAGCGUCUCGGCGAUCCCAGUCUAGAAGUAGAAAGUUGAGAGGGAGAUCGCCCGCUCCUGUUGAUAUCGUCCAGAGCCCGCUCAUCGCGAGCACCCGACCAACGGGCUUUCCCCCCGGAUCGGAAUGCCGACCGGGCCCCGAGAAAAGUAAGGCUGACCGUGGAUGCCGACAUGGGGUGGAUAGACAGGAGCCGGAACAAAAUACCGUGAGUUCCGGAAGCAAAUGUGCUCCUGGAGGGAAAGAAUUCGUCAAGUUUGCACGACCGGCCGCACACUGGUCGGUGACGAACAGCUUGAGUGCUAGCCCCGGUCGAAGUCGGAGCAAGGCGGUUCGUAUCCCCAAUUCAACCGAAGCGGGUGGCGUGGGUGUGAUUGGAAGGUUUGCGUCCCGAGGGUACCUCCUUGAUCCAACUUUUCAGGACCAAAACCCCGUCAUCCCGCACCCGCGUCUACCGCUAAUCGGCGGGUGGGGCGGGCGGGGCUUCAGCCAAGUACCGGACGGUUCGACCUUAGCCGAACUUGUCACGUCGCCUGCGGCCAAGGGUGGUGCGAAGGGGACCGAGCCGUACCGGAACAGUGUCGAGGUUUUGCGUCACAGGGUGAGCGUAUCGGGUGAAAGGAAGGCGGGCAAGCAAACCUGCUUUGACGAGCAAGGCCUGCCGUUGUCGCCAGGAAAACUGUAG
Molecule: messenger RNA, 6027 nt
Organism: Ectocarpus sp. CCAP 1310/34
Lineage: Eukaryota; Phaeophyceae; Ectocarpales; Ectocarpaceae
Source: the annotation of a GenBank genome assembly